CUCGGACCCCUAACAACCACCUUCGUCGCACCCAGCCACUGCUCGCGCAACGCCCUCGCCUGCCCAACGUGCACCAACGCGAUACGCGGCCAGUCGUGCCGCGUGAAUGGCGCCACCGUAACCGCCGAAGACGACACAGGGUGCUGGCCGCGCGCGACCGCCUACCCAGACAACGGUCAGGGACCCGGCAAAGCGCCGCUGUUCGGAAUGGGCUUCUACUCACCAGGCAUCGCGUGCCCUACGGGCUUCACCAGCGCGUGUACGGCGGUCUCGCAGACGGAUGGCCAGAGCAGUGAGGCUGCGCCGCAGGUGACGGGACGAUUCCAGUGGCCGCUUGUGGCGGGCGAGACGGCAGUCGGGUGCUGUCCGACGGGAUAUUCGUGUGCGAUUGAUGGCGGGGUGCAGACGUGCCAUCUGGAGGUGACGAGCACGCAGUUCGACGCUAUGACGUGCAAUGGAGUGACGGAGGGGGAUCUUAACGGGUUCAAGGUGCCGUUUACGAGCGGUACGCAGACGGUCGGGACGAUGCAUUUGUUCGCCCCGCUCAUCCAGAUCAACCACCAAGCGACGGAUCUCCCGGAGGAAGUUGGGGCGGAGGAUGAGACAUCGGCGGCGGCAAGUGCUACAUCUCUGCUGACCAUGUCGUUGGAGCCGUCAUCGACACCUGCGGACCGAUUUGCGAUACCUACUCUUUCCUCGGAUAUUUUACCAGAGCGCCCAGAUUCGAUCGGCGACGACGACCACCGUCUCCCGACGGGCACUAAGAUUGGUAUCGCGUGUGCUCCCCUCAUGGGCGCUGCCAUCAUCCUCGGCAUCAUGGCCUACUUCAAAUGGAAGAAGCGC
Trematosphaeria pertusa is the source of this 843-nucleotide messenger RNA. RefSeq lists its product as uncharacterized. The annotation marks the transcript as partial. NCBI's taxonomy places the organism in Eukaryota, Fungi, Ascomycota, Dothideomycetes, Pleosporales, Trematosphaeriaceae. The record is from RefSeq and is a predicted model, not a curated record. The transcript has a single exon.